Molecule: messenger RNA, 2532 nt
Organism: Galleria mellonella (greater wax moth)
Lineage: Eukaryota; Metazoa; Arthropoda; Insecta; Lepidoptera; Pyralidae
Gene: Ir68a
Product: glutamate receptor ionotropic, kainate glr-3
Exons: 7
Coding region: 421-2520 (699 amino acids)
Cellular component (GO): membrane
Molecular function (GO): glutamate-gated receptor activity
Source: RefSeq, a predicted model, not a curated record
GUGAGCCACAUGCUCGUUUGCCCCCUGUGUUGUAAAAAGAAGUAUCUAAAUUCAACUGUAAUUAAUAUUGACGUAAUUUGAAAUACGUUCAUUCAUCGCGUUUUCUAUUCGCUAAAAUUUUUUUUUGUCUGAAUGUUACAUUCAUAAAAUGUGUAUUAUUUUAUUAAACGGCUUAAAAUACUGUAGUUGAUAAAAGACUGGCAACUUCCAAAGGCUGUGACCCCCGACCAGAUUUCAACCCACACUUUGACAAAAACUUCUAAUCUAUUGAAUCCGGUAGGCAAGCCACAGAAGUGCCUUCCUAGAUGUUGAUACAUACCUACCUGUUUAACUAAAGAGUAAGUCUGUUAUUAAAUUUAAUUCCAAAACAUAGUAACGUAAGUCAAACUAAAGUAAGAACUUAUAUAUUAAAUUGGCAAAAUGUUCUUGGCAGUAUUGAUGUCAAUUGCGCUGAGUUCUUCAUCGAUUGUAGUUGAUGCCAACACAGCUCCCAUACUGAAGAAGCUUCACAAAAAUAAAGACCUCCAGCUGAUACUGAUCGACAUACUCAAUGACUUGGUCAGGCGAGACGAUGUCCCGUGCAUCGCGGUGAUAUGCGAUGCGAUUUACUUGAACGUGUUCGACACUGUUUUCUUUAAAAGAAUGUUCGGUGUUCCUUUGGUAAUGAUCGUGGUAGAGGAAUUUGAGGACUUGUUGUCACCAAAUUUUGAUACUUUAGAGUCUUUGAGAGAAGCAAGAAAAGAAGGAUGCGAUCCCUACCUCAUUCUUCUAGCCAAUGGUCUGCAGACCUCGAGAUUGCUGAGAUUUGGGGACAGGUACAGGAUCUUGGACACGAGAGCGAAAUACAUAAUGCUGUAUGACUACCGUUUAUUCCAUAGCGACCUCCAUUACAUAUGGAAAAGGAUCGUGAACGUAAUCUUCCUGCGGUACCAUAACAAAAUUACUGGAAUACUAAAGAGCAAAGCUUGGUUCGACCUGUCGACUGUACCCUUUCCCAACCCCAUAAAGAAGGUGUUCGUCUCCCGGCGGGUAGACAUCUGGAGGAACGGGAGGUUUCAUUACAACAGAACAUUGUUCGCUGAUAAAACUAGUGAUCUUAAUGGGGAGGUCCUGGAUGUUGUUUAUUUAGAUCACGUGCCCUCUGUAGUGGUGACGAUGUCGAAUGAUUCUAAUAAGGUUGGAGGUGUCGAAAUUGAAAUUCUCAAUACACUAUCUGAAAAAAUGAAUUUCGUACCAAAACUGUACGAGCCAAUAAACGCUGACAUCUACAAAUGGGGCAGCAAGUUACCGAACGGCUCUUUCUCGGGGCUUUUGGGGGAAAUGGUGAACGGUAAUGCCGAUCUUGCACUGGGCAAUCUUCAAUACAACCCAUAUCAUUUGGAGUUAACAGACUUGAGCAUUCCUUAUACUUCGCAAUGCUGGACCUUCAUUACUCCGGAAGCAUUGACCGAUAAUUCCUGGAAGACCCUCAUACUGCCUUUCACUUUGUACAUGUGGAUAGCUGUAUUAUUAGUUUUGCUAAUAACUGGCAUGAUAUUCUAUGGUUUGGCGAGGUACUACAUAAAUCUUCAAGAAUUUAAGAAGCAGAAUAGGCUAGAAAACGAUAAGAAACAAGUGUAUGAUGAUACUGAUGCGAAACCUGUCGGGCUGUAUUUGUUUGGACAAAUCAUUAACAGUAUCCUGUAUACUUAUGGAAUGCUUCUUGUGGUGUCCUUACCCAAGCUACCUACUGGUUGGUCGAUUCGUUUACUCACAGGAUGGUAUUGGCUUUACUGCAUACUUCUCGUCGUCUCUUACCGUGCUAGCAUGACUGCGAUUUUAGCUAACCCAGCGCCAAGAGUCACAAUCGACACCCUGAAAGAGCUCAUUGACAGCAAGGUGACAUGUGGUGGAUGGGGAACAGAAACUAAGAAGUUCUUCGAACAAUCUUCUGAUGAAAUACAAAAAAUAGGACAGAGAUUCGAAGAGAUAAACGAUCCAUUUGAGGCAGCUAAUAAAGUUGCGAAAGGCAUUUACGCAUAUUAUGAUAAUGAAGAUUUCCUGAAAUAUAUAAGCGUUAAAAGGAAAAAUGUUAUGGUUAACGUAGAAAAAGAAUCUUUUAAUGUCACCAUGAACAUAACGGAAGUAGCACCCAGUAGUGAUUCAGAGAGAAAUUUACACAUAAUGUCCGAUUGUGUUGUGAACAUACCUAUUUCUAUAGGCUUUCAUAAGAAUUCCCCUUUGAAACCAUUGGCUGAUAAAUACUUGAGAAGAAUAGUCGAAGUAGGUUUGGUGGAGAAAUGGUUGAAUGAUGCCAUGUACACUAUAAAAUCUUUGGAACAAAACGAGAAUGAAAUUAAAGCUUUAAUGAAUUUGAAAAAAUUAUAUGGUGCCUUCAUUGCUUUAGCUAUUGGGUAUAUUUUGAGUUUUAUAUGCAUAAUUGGUGAACUAAUACACUGGCAUUGUAUCGUUAAAAGGGAUCCGAAUUAUGACAAGUAUGCUAUGGAUAUUUACUACAUGAAGAAAAAUAAAAAACAAUAAUAUAUGAAGAAC